GGGUUUUGUUAUAUCGGGUCACAAUCUCGGGCCCAUUUCGGAUCCGAUACGACCCGAACUGGAUCGUUCUCAUCUGCCAUCUCAUUUCAACGAAGACGCUUCGAGCUUUGAUUCCAAUCUGGAGAGGAUAAUUCCACCAUUACGAAAAAAAGAUCAAUUAGGUUUUCGUAACUAUGAGACAGCAGGGGCAAUAUUCUGAUUCAGGACUAGGCGCAUAUUCAGUUUCUCAAAUGCAUCAUGUUCCCAGUCAAAUGGUGGAACAAAGCCACCCUGAUCCUUUUGAAGGACGGUUGGAAGCAUUCACUCCCGAGAGAGAGCAUUCGUAUGUAGCUUCAAAAAAUGAGGAUCAAUGGAGAUGGGAAAGAGAUGAGUCGAAGAUGCCAAAUUCUAUGACCUCUCACAUGUUCAAUGAAGGUCAAGGUCAAGGGGGUGAUGCCACAAGAUCAUACUUUCAAGGUCAGAGACCUAACCCAAAAUUGGGUCUCGAGAAAGGAAGCAACAACGAUCCCAGAUCUCAAUCCCAUGGAAAAAACAUGGAAAGUAGGUUUGGAGACGGUCCACUGCCACAGAACUUUGACGGUCUCGAGCAGAAAUUUAUUGAUGAUAUCAUUAAAUUGACUAAGGAGCAAAAUGAUGCAGAGGACGAGGAAAAUGCUAGACAUAGAGAGAGAAUUUUGGCAAUCAAUGCUCAAUAUGAGGAACAAUUAGCAGCACUUCGAGUUCGGCAUGCUGGUCGUCGUGAUGAGUUACUACGAAGGGAAUCAACUGCACGGCAACAUCAAUACCAGAAGGGAAUAAUGGACCAUUACCCAAAUGGGGGCAUUGGCCCAGGCGAUCCUCGUGGCAAUAGUGGAGUUACAAACUUGGCUGCUUCUGGACAAGCACAUCAAAAUUAUGAAUCAGAACACUUUGAUUCCUUCAGAGAACGAGCUCGAUUUCUUGGGAAUUCUGCACGGGAUCCUAAUUUGGAUCCUAGAGGUUCCUAUCCAGGGGGUCGAGUUUACGACACUGCCUCACGGUUAGGUUCCAAUGGCAACAUCACGUGGCAUGUGGUUGUACAUUUUGCUUUGCCUCCAGAUCUUGACCAGGUGGUCUCACUUUUCUCUUUCUUCUUAUUUCCUUAAAAAAAAAUAUCUUCUUGUUUAUUAGAUUUUAAUUUUUGUAUUUUUUAACCAAUCCUAAACUUAGUUGUUUAAUAUUAAUCUUUGUUCAAUUUGUAUGCAGUUCAAAAUAUGGUUGUGAUCUCUGUACUUUGAAAUUUGUUCAAUUUUAGUCCAUGUACUUUUAAAUAA
Messenger RNA from Cucumis sativus (cucumber), 1292 nucleotides. RefSeq lists its product as uncharacterized. The transcript is spliced from 5 exons. Bases 174 to 1124 code for a protein of 316 amino acids. The record is from RefSeq and is a predicted model, not a curated record. NCBI's taxonomy places the organism in Eukaryota, Viridiplantae, Streptophyta, Magnoliopsida, Cucurbitales, Cucurbitaceae.